AUGAAAGCUCGUUGAUGCGCUGAUCCUCGGCAAAAGUGGGCCGAUGCCACCGCGUUUGGGUGUCCGUAUGUUUUGGUGUCGAAUUUUAAUUGAAAACAAAAGUUGGAAACGCGAACAGCACCGUGAUUAGCGCAGACGUUGGCCGAAUUUUCUCGGAAUCCGGCGGCCAGCGAGUUCCGCAGAGCGGCGGCAUGGCCCUCAACAAGAAGAGUGACCACAAUUUCUCCUCCAAGAUGCUGAAACCCCAAGAAAAAUCCAAGGCGGAGGUGAAAACCCUCAGAUUUCAGCUCACGCUUGGCGAGUCUAACGAGAAAACGUGUCCAGAGUUGAACUUCCGGGAACUCGUCGAGUCAGAGGAAAAGAGAGCGUCGAAAAAGAUAGCUAGUUUGAAGGAUGGCAAAAACAGUAAUCUAAUGGAUGUUGAUGAUGACGAGCGUCUUCAAAUGGAAGCUAUGGCUAGGAAAUUUGAAGAAAAAUAUGGAGGAACCGGCAAGCCAAAGAAGCGUAAAAAGGAAAAGCAGAACGAAGAAUAUAGAGAUCUUGGCGCAGGCUACGAUGACAAUGACUCUUUCAUUGACAACACCGAAGUGUAUGAUGAAAUAGUGCCUUGCGAAAUGACAACAGCUCAGGGCGGCUUUUACAUAAAUUGUGGAGCCUUGGAGUUUAAGCAAGUUGAAAUAGAGGAAGCCCCUUCAGAUGAUGAAGAUCAAGUCAAAUCUAAGAAGAAAAAGAACUCAAAUGCAGCCAUCUGCUCUGACUCGUCGAGUGACGACGAUGAAGAUGACAGUGAUGAUGAUGAAGAUGAUGAUGACGAUUCCGAAGAAUCUGAUGGUAAGGAGGAGCCUGAAAAGGUUGACAAACCCAAAGAGUCCCAGCCGUCUCAACCAGCAGCUAUUGCCAACGGUGUUGUCAAAGCAGUGGAGACUCCUGUCAUAGCCACCAGUAAAGAAGUAAGCAAUAAAGUCCUGAAGAGACCGCCUCCAGACUCUGCUCCUAACGACGUGCCUCCAAUCAAAAAACCUUCAUCCUCUCCAGAAAUAAUUGAGGUGGAGCCUAAGAAGGAGAUUAAAAAACCAGCUAAACCACUACCUGCAGCACCACAAGGCUCAGCCAUUAGCAUAGAGACUGCACUUAAAAAUGUUCCUGACUUGACUGUUACGAUGAAGCCUCAGCAAAAACCCGAGGUGAAACAGCAGUCGCUUGUCGUCGAGCCAGCCAAACCCCAACUUAAGGAAGUGCCCAAGGAUAAGAUUAUGAUGCCAAAAGAGAAGAGUUCAAUGCCAAAAGAGAAGAGCUCAAGUAAGCCUGGCAGUUUCUUCCAACAACUACGGGCAGCUGUUGCCACAGCUACAUAUCAGAGAGAGGAUAAAAGACUGAACAAUGAAAAAUCAUCUCCACUUGAAGCUCCCUGGAACCGUGAAAUCUCAAAUUUGGUCGAGAAAAACAUGGAUUUGUUGCUCAUCGAUGGUCGGCUGAACAAAGAGGUUAUUGAAUCAAAAUUUCUACCCCUGUGGCCUAACAGCUGGAUGUUCAGGGAUAAUUUGUAUCUGAACCUCAACAGUUUACUCAGGAAACUCAAACCAAACGCUUCAAAACCAAUUCCAACUUCGUUAUUAAACUCCUCUCAAACAACCAUCACUCCAAUACCUCCAAAGCCUGCGAAGCAACACAGAUCUGACCAGUCGAACAGCCACAAUUCAAGUGGAAGUAAAGAAAAGUACUCCCCAGGAAGUAGGCAGCACGAGCCCCAUGAUUCUCGAGACUCCAAAAUCAUGUACGCAAGAAGUGAGCCGCAGGUCAUAGACGAUCUCCUCACUCAGGUCAUCAAAGAGCACCUUCCGUCACCAAAACCCAGCACAAGCAGACCUAGUCAAAUGCCUUCCAAGAGCGAACCAAGCCGACAUCUCAAACUGGUGCCUGAGGAGGAUCUCCGGAGCUUAAAAACCAAUUCUUCUCCCGCCUUGUCUGUCGACUCGGAAGCUUCGGUGCAAAUGGAAAUGAGACGGGUGAUGCAGGAGUUGGUCGAGCUGAACGAGCGCCGCAGCAUAUUUCCAUCGUCGGUGACAGUGAGUGAGGCAGCUUCAGGAUCGACUUCAUCACGCAUGUCAGCUGCAACCGCCUCCAGAUUGAUGACCUCAGCAUACAAUGAACAACUGGCCUCAUUCCAAAACUUCCUUCCAAGGCAUUGUGACGACAAACAAAACCCAAUGGACAUGUUCUCAAAUCCGUCUCUCAGAAUGCCACAAAUGGCAAAGGCAGGAGAUUUCCGAGGCCAACCUGCAAGUUUCUUGACCAAUCAAAUCGGAUUCCAGGACGAGUUCCAAAGGCAUUUGACUUCUGUCCGAAACCCCACUGACCCUCUUUUCCCGCAGAAUCUUCCCACAGAAAGAAAGAAAAAUAAGUAAGAUAUCAAGUAAAAAUGGUUAUAAAAAUUGAGUCCCCCUCCUUGAAUUUGGUUAUAAGAAGUAAAUUACAAUGAGUGUGUCAUAUGGGUAAAAUAUGCAAUAUUGUCUGUUUGGAAUUUUACUUAAUUUUGCCCUGUGCCCAAACAGACUUCUCCAAGAGCUGGAAAUACUGAAGUCAAAGUCCCCCUUAGCCAUCAAGCUGCCAUUGUGAGAUGAGAAUUGUUGAAACCAAGCAGCUGCCGCCUAUGGGCCGUGCUGCGCUGAAAAUAAUUAUGACUCAAUUUGCCAAGUCUCAUCAGUAUUAAUUUAUAAUUGUUUUUAUUGUUGUGUGCGUAUGAUGUGUAUAGAAUUUUUAAGGAGCUGCAUGAGUCACACACAAAUUGAACAACUUUCACUUAAUUUCCAAUUAAAAUAUUCAAUUUACAUAUUCUCAUAAUUUUCCACACAGCUCUCAACUCUUGUUUUCUAGUAUUUUCAACCAUUUAAGAUAUGAAUAAAUAUUUAUUGAAUAUUUAAGAAUAA
This is a messenger RNA of Neocloeon triangulifer, 2927 nucleotides long. RefSeq lists its product as uncharacterized. Bases 192 to 2405 code for a protein of 737 amino acids. NCBI's taxonomy places the organism in Eukaryota, Metazoa, Arthropoda, Insecta, Ephemeroptera, Baetidae. The transcript has 11 exons. The record is from RefSeq and is a predicted model, not a curated record. Gene Ontology annotation, cellular component: nucleus.